GCAUAAACAAACAUAGCCUAAUUUGGCAAACAGAAUUAGUUAUGAUGGCAUUACCAACAUGUUUUAUAGCUUUACUCUUUGCUUUAGCAUUGUUUUGUAGUGAAGUUAAGGCACUAAGCUCCGAUUACUACGACCAAACAUGCCCUAACGCAGAGUCAACGAUCACCAAAGUUGUCAAGAAUGCUAUGUUGAAUGAUAAAACAGUUCCAGCCGCGCUUUUAAGGAUGCAUUUCCAUGAUUGUUUCGUUAGAGGUUGUGAUGCUUCUGUGCUGCUGAACUCAACAAGAAACAACAAAGCAGAGAAAGAUGGACCUCCUAACAUCUCAUUGCACGCAUUUUAUGUCAUCGAUGUUGUUAAGAAACAAAUCGAGGACUUGUGUCCUGGAGUUGUCUCUUGUGCUGAUAUUGUUGCUCUCGCUGCUCGUGAUGCUGUUACUCUUUCUGGAGGUCCUAGUUGGGAAGUACCAAAAGGUCGAAAAGAUGGAAGAAUCUCUAAAGCUAUUGAAACGCGACAACUACCUUCUCCUACGUUCAACUUCUCUCAGCUCCAACAAAACUUUGGCCAAAGAGGCCUUUCUUUGGAUGAUUUGGUUGCACUUUCAGGAGGACAUACUCUUGGAUUCUCUCAUUGCUCUUCCUUCCAAAACAGAAUCCAUAAUUUCGACAAACGUCACAAUGUUGAUCCAACAUUACAAUCAUCAUUUGCAGCCAGUCUACAGAAUGUUUGUCCCGCGCACAACAAGGUCAGAAAUGCAGGCGCCACAAUGGAUUCUACAACAACUUUAUUCGACAACGCCUACUACAAACUACUAAUGAAUGGCAAGAGCCUUUUCACUUCAGAUGAAUCUCUACUCACAAAUUCAAGAACCAAAAGACUAGUUUCAAAGUAUGCUAACUCUCAAGACGAGUUCUUUAAAGCGUUUGCCAAUUCUAUGAUCAAGAUGAGUAGUAUCAACGGUAACGGACAAGAAGUUAGACUAGACUGCAGAUUUGUUAGGUGAUGAAGAACUUUAGUUUGUUUGAUUUUCUUGAUUGUUCAAGUCUGUUUUUUAUUCUGAGCAAAAGACAUAUUAAUCUUGUUUCCUAA
Solanum pennellii is the source of this 1087-nucleotide messenger RNA. Its product is annotated as peroxidase 64-like. The transcript has 4 exons. Bases 42 to 1001 code for a protein of 319 amino acids. Gene Ontology annotation, cellular component: plasmodesma; plant-type cell wall. Gene Ontology annotation, molecular function: peroxidase activity; heme binding. Lineage: Eukaryota; Viridiplantae; Streptophyta; Magnoliopsida; Solanales; Solanaceae. The record is from RefSeq and is a predicted model, not a curated record. Gene Ontology annotation, biological process: response to oxidative stress; hydrogen peroxide catabolic process.